AUGGACAAGAGAAAGGAAGAACUAGCCAGAAAACGACAGAAAUUGGCCGAGUUGCGCAGGUUGAAGGAAGAAAGAAACAAGGUCGCUCCAGAAAAAGACCCUGCGCUCGCAGCUGAAGCUCCUCGUUCCCGGACUGAAGAUGUUAGAGAUCUAGUAAAUUUACUUCUCAAUGAUAAGAAAGACGAAAAACGGCCCUCCACACCUGGUCCAACAGACUUGGUUGGAGACUCUGAUGGUGGUGGGAGUGAUAAAGAGCCCCGACGUUUGCCUCUUAACCUCGAAUCGAAUGGAACUGAGACUAGUGGAAGUCCGACAAUCAGUUUACCGCAAAGCCCACAAGUGUCUGCUAGCGGAUCACGCUUCAUACCAGAUUUUUCAUCCUUCGAAGCUGUAAUCCUUGAUAUUGCUCCAAAGGAAGUAGUAUUUUACGACAAAGAGGCGCAGACAAAAGAGACAUCUACUAACCCUCCAGCACCGUCGGAAGAUGAAAUACGCGAGAGGGUUGAGAAGGAACUUGCUGAAAGAGAAAAACAGCGACUAGCACAAAUCGAAGAGCAGAAAGCCAAGACGGAAGCCGAGAGAAGGAAGGCAGCGAAAGCCAGAGAUCUAAGCGAAGAACAAAGAAAGAAAAUCCUUGCUUCGGUUGAUUUUGUCGAAUUUGUCGAUCACUCCACUAGGCUCGUUGGACGAGUUCUUUCUGAUGAUUAUGAUUUCAUGAAAGAUUAUUCCAUUACUCAAGUUGAUGAUAAUGACGAAGAUUCAGGUAAUAGAGUAAAAUAUCUUUACUCAUUCUUUGAUGAACGGUGGGCGAAAUCGCGCGCUACACGGUCUGUGACCGACGUUAAUUGGUCUCACAAGUUCCCUGAGCUCUGUGUUGCAUCAUAUAAUAAAAAUCCGGUGACAUCAAGUGAACCGGAUGGAUUAGUACUCGUGUGGAAUAUGCAUUUGUUAGCAAGGCCGGAGUAUGUGUUCCAUGCACAGUCUGACGUCCUAACGACAACAUUCUCUCCGUUCCAUCCAAAUUACAUUAUCGGCGGUUGCUAUUCAGGACAGAUAGUCAUCUGGGAUAAUCGUGCGAAGUCCCAGCCCGUUCUCAAAACACCGCUCUCCGCAAAUGGUCAUACGCAUCCUAUAUACUCUAUGCAAAUGGUUGGAUCCCAGAAUGCUCAUAAUUUGAUUACGGCAUCUACUGAUGGUUUGGUGUGUGCAUGGCAAUUGGAUAUGCUCACUCAGCCACAAGAGUCAUUGGAAUUGGUGCAUCCAGGUCAUAGCAAGACGGAUGAAGUUUCUGUCACUGCGCUCGGGUUUCCAGAUGCCGAGACUACGGCAUUCUGGGUCGGAACGGAAGAAGGGAAUGUAUACCAAGCAAAUCGGUUUGACAGGGCUGGAAGCAAAGCUGGAAUAAACCAAUACGAUUAUUAUAAAGGCCACUGGGGACCGGUGACAGGCCUUGAAUUUCACCCUCUCGUAGGCAAAGUCAACUUCUCCGAUCUUUUCCUCACCUCUAGUGUGGACUGGACUGUCAAACUCUGGAGGGCCAAGUCAGCAUCCAGACCGUCUAGUCAAGUUCAAACUAUCACUCCUCUCUAUUCAUUCGAAGGUGCUGACGAUUACGUCUACGAUGUCAAAUGGUCGCCCAAUCACCCCGCUUUAUUCGCAAGCGUUGAUGGAACUGGCAGGUUUAGUCUGUGGAACUUGAAUAUGGACACCGAAGUGCCCGUUGUAGGGUUAAAUGUUGGAAGUGGGAAAGCACUAAAUAAGAUUCAGUGGGAUAAGGAAGGAAGAAAAGUUGCUAUUGGUUCAUCAGACGCGAAGGUUCAUGUUUAUGAUAUUGGAGAGCUCGGUCAAGCGCAUCCGGAUGAGUCGAAGAAUCUACAAAAGGUCAUUGCCGACAUGGCUGCUGUUAGUGAAAUAGAAAAUGCCAGAAAUGUUGCUGUGGGGAAGUGA
Paraglomus brasilianum is the source of this 1947-nucleotide messenger RNA. NCBI's taxonomy places the organism in Eukaryota, Fungi, Glomeromycota, Glomeromycetes, Paraglomerales, Paraglomeraceae. The record is from the annotation of a GenBank genome assembly.